Messenger RNA from Amphiprion ocellaris (clown anemonefish), 2084 nucleotides. Its product is annotated as B-cell receptor CD22-like. The record is from RefSeq and is a predicted model, not a curated record. Bases 97 to 1671 code for a protein of 524 amino acids. NCBI's taxonomy places the organism in Eukaryota, Metazoa, Chordata, Actinopteri, Pomacentridae. The transcript is spliced from 11 exons.
GAAACCUUCUACUUCUGCUUUUCAUUGCACAAAACUUCACCGCUAAGAAUGAACAAAUCAAUAAGGGAGUUUCUUUCAAGAGGUUCAUUUUAAACAAUGGAGAGUUUGAUUCUGACUAUUCUGGUUAUCCUGCCAGGUGUGUGGAGUGGAGACUGGGAGGUGACACUUGAACACCAAUGUGCCUUGAAGGGGACAUCAGCGAUUCUGAAGUGCGACUACAGCUAUCCUUCAGGUCACACUGUCACCUCAGUGAGCUGGUCUAAACUUCAGUUGAGAUAUAAUGGCCAGAGGCUGGUUGCUCUUUCACCUCCGCACUUUAACUAUGUGGGCAACUACCAGGGCGACUGUGAUCUGAGGAUCAAUAAUGUACAGUUCGCUGAUGAAGGAGCCUAUUACUUUAGUUUUGAGACAACAGGUGACAGAUGGACAAGCGAAACAUAUUCCUAUUUGUUUGUGAGAGGACUGACCGCUGCGGUGCAGCCGAGCACUGUGACGGAAGGAGAAGAUGUCAGGCUGAUCUGUCAGUCAGGUUGUCCUCAAACCACCGAAUUCGUCUGGUUCAGAGAUGGACAACCGGUAUCAGGUUCAGAGUUUCAGGCCAGCAGAGAGGAUGCUGGGAGAUAUCACUGUGCUGUCAAAGGACAAGAGACGGCCAGAUCUGCCUCGGUGGCUCUGGACGUUCGAUACGCUCCCAAGAAGGUGACUCUGUCAGUGAGUCCUUCAGGAGACGUCAUCAAAGGAGACACGCUGACUUUCAGCUGCAGCAGCGACGCCAACCCUCCUGUAGAAGAAACAGGAUACAGGCUGUAUAAGGACGGACAGUUGAUCAACUCCAGGCAGAAACACACCAUCUCCGAGGUGCAGCUCGGCGACAGUGGACGCUACCACUGCCAGGCCUCGAAUGACAUCACCUGGGGGGGCAGCGGCCUCUUUAACUCCACAGAUGUUCUCCUUGAUGUCCACUACCAGCCAAUGAACACUUCAGUUUCAGUGGUUCCUGAACAUGUCCUGGAGGGCAGCAGUGUGAGUCUGACCUGCAGCAGUGAUGCAAACCCUCCAGUUGACAGCUACAGCUGGUACAAGAUGGCAGCUUCUUCCAGCUCCAUGACCCAAGUGGGCUCAGGACAGACGCUGUUUCUGCCCUCGAUGGAGGCGUCUCACACCGGACUCUACCUCUGCCUGGUCAGGAACAGCGUGGGGGAAAACAACUCUACUGAGGUUCUACUCUCAAUGGCAGAAAAGCAGAAAAGCAGCCCAUCCAUCCCAGUCUUGGCUGGAAUCGGAGUCUGUCUUUGCGUGACACUUGUGAUCGUGCUGCUUCUGUUCCGGAGGAAACGAAGGAGCAACGCAGGGGAAAAACAGCCUGUGUUUGACUCCGGACUCAGUAGAUCUCAGUCUUCAGCCACUGAAGAUCCAUCUGAUGCUGUUUAUGCCAACAUCCUGACAUCUCCAUCCUCUGCUCCUCUGACCAUCGUUUCUGCUUCACCGAGGAACUCGCACCCUCAUGGCUCCAUGUCUUAUGAAGAGGAAGUUCUUUACUCUACUGUGACCAUCAAACCAAAAAACACCAAACAUCACACAAACAGCAGCCGAGCAGCUCAGGACUCCUGGUCCACAUCAGGGGAGAACAGCGACUCUGUGAUUUAUGCCACUGUGGUUACACCCCACUGAGGUUCAUCUUCCUCUCACCUGACAUGAAAAGUUCAAACCUCAGUGUCUCAGGGAGGUUAAAUUGAGAUUGUUGUGCAAUAGUCUUGAAACAAACGUACCUUCAUAGGAGUUUAAGGUUUCAAAGUUUCAAUUGAUUAUGCUUUGUUUUUUUAAAUUUAUUUAGAAUUCUGUGUUUAUGAAGGGCUUAUGUAGCAGAACCAUAGUUUAGUGUAAUAAUAACUGCAAGGGUUUCAUUCUUACCUUGAGUAUUUAUGCUAUACUAAAAGGAUUUGUCUCUAAUUUAUUUCUUUUUCUGUACAAUUGUAAAAGUCACAGCUCAUACAAAGCCAAUGUGAUAUUGUUUUGCAUCACUUUGAGCAGGUUGUUUUUAAGUAGCCUUUGUUUCAAUGUAAUAUAGAAUUCAAAAACUUGUA